Messenger RNA from Spinacia oleracea (spinach), 636 nucleotides. RefSeq lists its product as uncharacterized. The coding region runs from base 1 to 636 and encodes 211 amino acids. The record is from RefSeq and is a predicted model, not a curated record. NCBI's taxonomy places the organism in Eukaryota, Viridiplantae, Streptophyta, Magnoliopsida, Caryophyllales, Amaranthaceae. Gene Ontology annotation, molecular function: RNA-DNA hybrid ribonuclease activity; nucleic acid binding. The transcript has a single exon.
AUGUGGAAGACAAGAAAUGACUUACUUUUCCAAAAUAUUUGUUUGUCUCCUGAUGUGUGUUGUACUAAGGCUACUGACAUGUUGCAAGAAUACCAUAAAGUAUGGAUUUCUCCUUCUACCUCACCUUCUGCUCGUACGAAUGCAAAGUGGGAGCCCCCAAAUCAAGGAGUUUUAAAGGUGAAUUUUGAUGCUGCAAUUAAUCUAGAUUAUGGGAGAGUUGGAAUAGGAAUUGUGACUAGAGAUAUGCAAGGGAAGGUUGUAUUUGCUUCAUCGAAGACGCUCCUACAAAGAUGGGGACCUGAAAUGGGAGAGGCAGCUGCUGCCUUGGUAGCAAUUAAGGUGGCUAAGGAGCAAGGAUGGAAGGAUAUAGUGUUGGAGGGGGAUGCUUGUACUAUUAUACGUGCUCUAAAAGGUAGCCAACAACGUGGUAGCCAUGUCCAGCUCAUGGUGGAGGAUGCACGGUCUAUUAUGCCCAGCUUUGAUAGUAUUUCUUUCUCUUUUUGCUUUCGAGAAUGUGAUGAGGUUGCUCACCGCUUAGCUAAACAGGCGGUUUCCAACUUUAGUGAUGAGGUUUGGCUUGACGGUGGUCCUUUAUGGAUCUCCGAUGUGCUUGUAUUUGAUACCCCAGACUUUUAA